This is a messenger RNA of Protopolystoma xenopodis, 564 nucleotides long. The record is from the annotation of a GenBank genome assembly. Lineage: Eukaryota; Metazoa; Platyhelminthes; Monogenea; Polystomatidea; Polystomatidae.
AUGGCUUCCCUCAGCCCGCAAGCUUGCUCUUCAUGGCGCUUUCGUUUUCACGUAGAACCAAGCCACUGGCAACUGGGUGAACUAAGCACUGUACCUCGUUACGCCUCAAUCACUCAAUUGCAAUGUAUCCCUUUCCAGUUCAGCAUGACUUGCCCUAUUCUCACCCUUAAACAGGGCGUUGCAAAAGCUUAUGGUCAAGCGUAUCAUCAAUUGUCAGUCUGGCGCCGUCUUAUACGAGCCAUCGGGUCGGCAUUCACUUGGCUCUCACGUCGUCUCGGCUCUGGCCACAGCGCCGUCUUCUAUUUGGCCACAGCGUCGGCAUCAACCAAUUCUUCGCCCGUCUUCUUCGGUCAGCCGGUUGACUCUCAGCCCAGCUUCACUCAGACCGAUCGGCUGGUCGACCAGAGGCCAGUCGAUCAAGACAGUCGAGAGGCCACGGGUGAAUCGGCCUCGAGAAGCGCCAACUUUGACCUGCUUCAAAUGGUCACAUUGACGGAGCGCAAGAUUGUCGUCCAGCACAGACAACCCAAAAGGCUGGAACGUGAAGGAAGUCUGUUUCGGUGA